ACCGUAUAAAAGCUCGGGUAUACAGAUUGACAUCCCCAAGUCACCUAAGCAAACAUCAUGUCCAGCGACAAGAGCCAAGUAACCCCUUAUGGCCAGUCCCAGGCCACUCAGUACAAGACUCAUCCUUUUCAUACAAAAGGUGAUAUCACCCUCGUCUCUUCUGACGGUGUCCUUUUCAAAGCCGAUGUCUGGUGUCUCGCUCAUGCCAGUGCCGUCUUCCACGACAUGCUAGAAAUGUCCAAUCCCUCCGUAGCAGAUACUUCCACCCCCGAAUCCAUCUCUGUCCCUGCCAAACCGCCUCACCCAUCCGAACCUAUCGAUAUUCCUUUCCCCUCUCGCACCCUUCAGCUCUUCCUCGACCUUAGUCGAGUAUCAGACGAUGUCAUGUUAGCCAUCACUAUGGAAGAAGCGGGAGAUUUACUCUCCUUUUCCCAUCUCUAUGACUUGAGAGAAUUCGUGCUUAAGAAACUCAAGGAUCGGGCUAUGGACCUCGGCCGACGAAGACCUUGGGAUCUUCUAGUCCUUGCCUCGAGACUCGACCUUGAUGAUCUAGGUGUCUCCGCCUUGGAGGCAAUGAAUGAAGAUACUUUCGUGAGGGGACAAAAGGGAAGCACAUCCAAUUUCUGGGAGUCAAUAGCGCUUUUGCAGAAUGGGUGGCAGAGUCGGAUCAUCAAGUCUGUCAUCGAUAAACCAGAAGGAGGUUCGGUUCGACGUCCAGGGUAUCCCGACGACUACUCGUACAAGACGGGGUAUGUGUUCAAGCUUAGGGAUUGGUCGGAAGCGGGGAGGCGGUUUAGAAAUACCAGGCUGCGAGAUGAGCAGUAGUAGACAAAGAGGUAGCCGGAUCCGGUGAUUGACAGGCCAUGUAAGAUACAAACAAUUGUCACACGAUGCAGGGCAACGGUACCGGCACCAAAACCGUAACCUCCUUCUUUGCAGGCAAUACUCUCACGGUCUGUGCCGCAUUCUUCAUGUAUGAUUCACAUAAGACUCCUUGUAUCUUAGCUUGCCCUUCCGAGGACCCUCCUGGAGAAUCCAAGGGAUAGAUGGCGACGUUGGGAAGGAAGAUAGUACCAGCUCGAGUGGGAAGGAGUACAAUCUCGACUGAAACAUCCUUUUCGGGCUACAGAGAGAAAUGAUCAGUCUCGUUUUUGCAUAGCAAGUUUUGAGGCUUACAUCCGGGACGAAAUAAGCCUUCUUCUUCCCUAACACUAUCCAAUCCUCAGGAUUGACUUGAACGUCGUACACCAAUCGCUGGGUUUUCUCUUCUUUCGUGAGUUCAGAUGGUAAACCCAUCCAUUGCGAAGAUGUUGAGAGCUUGAGCAAAAAGGCCAGCGGUCGACCUUGGUAAAUGGAUGUGCUUGGUGAUAAGGUUGGAGUCAAGGAGAUCGCUGUGAGUAGCUGCGUGCAUAUCGUCAGUUUUGGGUGUGUGCUUUUUCUCAGACUGGAUUGACAUACGCGACGUUGAGGAACAUCAACCGGGAUCUCAAGGCUUCUCCAUUCUGGCAAGGUCGCCGAUUUGAUAGACUUUCGAGCCAUGUUAGCCUCGCUUUUUUGGGAUUUUGCAUCACGCUUACUUCGCAAAAGGCCAAGCCACUAUCGCCCAUAUCCUUUAGUUCAUAACGGAAAAUCUCUUCAAGGGAUUCCCCGAUAAGAUAGCUUCUCCACUUUGAGCGAUCGGCAAGGAUCUCGCGGACCGCGCGUUCGAUAGAUGAGCGUGAAGUAGGGGAAAGAGAACGUAAGGCGUCGGUAACGCUAGAACGUAUUUCUGCAAAAUAGUACCUAUUAGUGUAUAUUCUUCUAGCCACUAGCUGUAAG
Molecule: messenger RNA, 1818 nt
Organism: Cryptococcus deneoformans JEC21
Lineage: Eukaryota; Fungi; Basidiomycota; Tremellomycetes; Tremellales; Cryptococcaceae
Product: expressed protein
Exons: 3
Coding region: 58-825 (255 amino acids)
Source: RefSeq, a predicted model, not a curated record